CUGCGCGCUUUGGGUUUCGCCUCGGACAAAUUGCGGCGGAGCGCUGGAUCACUAAAAGUUCGCCGAAUCUAUUUAGAGGUACCGGGCUUGGGGGGCCGGAGAGGUUUGGUGUUUUCUUGUCGAGGGACUGGGUUGUGGUACUAUUUGAGUUUUUCAGUUUUUUCGCAGUUUAAUCAUGGAGACUCUCCGAGGUCUCCUUGCGCUGCUGUGCGUUUUCCUGACUGAAGUUAGUGCGCAGCCCCAAAGACGCAGAUUUGAGGAGUGUCCUGUUGACCUUUUCUUCGUGCUGGAUACAUCUGAGAGUGUCGCCCUCAGGCAGAAACCCCCCGAGUUUUAUAUUGACCAGAUCAAAGAUUUCACCAAGCGCUUCAUAGAUCAACUACAUGACAUGAGGCACGAAUGUGACCGCACCCUGACAUGGAACUCAGGAGCGCUGCACUACAGUGACGAGGUCAUCAUUGUGCGCCCACUGAGCGCCUUGGGCACUGACCGCCAGGCCCUGAAGACCGAUAUCGAUUCCAUCAAAUACAUCGGCAAGGGCACACACACCGACUGCGCCAUCAGGAGCGGCCUUGCUGAGCUGACCGUGGGGGGUUCCCACUACCAUGAGAACAAGUACAUCGUGGUUGUGACUGACGGCCAUCCUAUAACUGGUUACAAAGAGCCAUGUGGAGGAGUGCAGGAGGCCGCCGCUGAAGCCAAGCAACAUGGAGUCAAAGUGUUUGCUGUCGCCAUCGUACCCGACCAGGAGGAGGCGAGGCUGGCGCUCAUUGCCACGGACCAUAACUACAGGCAGAACUUCACCGCUGCAGACAAUCCCAGGUCCACCAAGAUGGGAACCAUUCGAACCAUCAUUAAUAUGAUCACAAACGAGACAAAGGAUGUGUGUUGCUCUUUUGACUGCAAUGCUCCAGGAGGGCCCAAAGGACCAGACGGAGACCCUGGCUCAAAGGGAGAAACAGGUAGACCAGGAAUGCCCGGAGAGAAAGGAGAUAUUGGUGACGUGGGUAAAAUCGGAGAUCCUGGUCCUGUCGGUUACGGUGGAAUGAAGGGAGACCGCGGCCCCAGAGGAGAAAAGGGGGAAAGAGGACACAAAGGCUACAAGGGAGACAAAGGUCAAAGGGGAAAUGAUGGAAUCGAUGGACGCAAGGGUGAAACUGGUUUCCCUGGUCUUUCCGGCUGUAAAGGAUCUCCAGGAUCAGAUGGUCUGCAGGGAGACACUGGACCAAAGGGAGACUCUGGUCCUUAUGGAUCGAAGGGAGCAAAAGGAGAUCCUGGAGCACCUGGUCAACCAGGACAUCCUGGAAACUACGGACCUCUGGGACCUAAGGGUGAUCGAGGCCCUCGUGGACCUGAUGGAGACAAAGGAGAGCGUGGAGAUGAUGGCGCACCUGGACCAGAUGGACCUCGUGGCGAUAAAGGACAAGUUGGAGAGAAGGGCGAGCAAGGAACCCGUGGAAACAGAGGUCCAAGAGGAGAUGCAGGGGAGCCAGGACCCCGUGGAGAGCAGGGGAGGGAGGGCCCAACCGGAGCCAACGGAGAACCCGGCGAACCUGGCAAGGUCGGUCCUCCUGGCUACAGAGGAGAUGAAGGUCCACCUGGACCAGAGGGACCCAAGGGACAGAGAGGAAUCAAAGGAUCUCCAGGAGACAGAGGCCAGAUGGGGGAGAGGGGAGAGGAUGGCGUCCAAGGAAAUGGUACUAUAGGUUGUCAUGGUUUCCAGGGUUAUCCUGGGGCCCGCGGAGACCCUGGUGAGCCGGGCAGCAAGGGAACCCCUGGACCCAAAGGAGAUGACGGAGAUCCCGGAGAUCCAGGCCUCGAUAACAACGAAGGAGGAGAUCCUGGACCAAAAGGGGCCAAAGGUCACAGAGGACCUGAGGGCAAACCGGGACCUCCUGGGCCUCCUGGACCACAAGGAGCUGAUGAAUGUGAAAUUCUGGAUAUCAUCAUGAAGCUCUGCUCCUGUUGUGAGUGUAAGUGUGACUCUCUGGACCUGGCGUUCGUUGUGGACAGCUCAGAGAGCGUCGGUGCCGCAAACUUUGCUAUUGCCAAAGACUUUAUCAUCACAGUCAUCGACAGACUGAUCAAAGACCAAAAAGUCAAGUUUGCAGGUAAUGAGUCAGCAUUGAGUGUAGUCCAGUACAGUGGAUCGAAGGCCCAAGAAAUCGUCCGGCUGGGCGAAAACGUCGAUACCCUCCUCGGUUUUAAAGAGAAGGUGAGAAAUUUGAACUGGCUGGCUGAGGCCACAUACACAGGCGAGGCCCUUGAGUUCACUCUGAAGAGGGCGAUCCAGCUGAUGACAAACCAGAACAAAGUUGUCCUUGUUCUCACCGAUGGCCGCUCUGAUACCAAGAGGGACACGGUUCCCCUCAACAUACUCUGUGGUCAAGGUGUCACGGUGGGUGGUUUAGGAGUGAAGGACUACUCAGGCCGUCAGCCCAACCAGGAGCAGCUUGAAGAUGUGUCGUGUACGAAUGACCCAGUCAAACCGGGCUUUUCAGAUGUCCUGGACAACUUUGCUGAUCUGCUUGAUGACACUUUCCUGCAGAAUCUCACAUCCAAAAUCUGUCAAGCUAAGAAAUGCCCAGACUACAAAUGUCCCGUCAUUUUCACUCAACCUGCCGACAUUUUGAUCAUGAUGGACAGCUCGGCCAGUGUGGGCCAGAAGAACUACGACAUAAGCAAAGAAUUUGUCCUCGUCUUGGCCAAACGUUUCCUGGAUGCGCAGAAGAACCCGGGUGCUACUGUCAAAGUGGGUGUGGCCCAGUACAGCCGAAAUGCCGAAAUGGUGCAGUCCCUGACCACCAAUUUCACCACUCUGUCUCAAAACGUUACAAUGGCGUCCUUCCAAAAUGACGGCACCAACUUGUUACAGGCCAUGCAAUUUGCCAUUGCGCGUUCAGAUCGCCGUGGAGACUCAUCAGGAGGCAUCAAGAAGGUGGUGAUUUUCUCUAACGGGAGGUCUCAGGGCGUCACCGAGCCCAUGUUGGUGAAACGUGUUCGCGAGGUGGCGGAUGCCGGGUUGGAGCUCUUUGUCAUCGCCGCUGGCAGCCAGGUCAAUGAGGCCAACCUGCGCACGCUGGUGAGCAGGGGGCGGUCAGACGACCACACCUACGCCCAGCGCCACCUGUUCCGUGUCCCAGAUUACCCCUCUCUCCUCCGCGGGGUCUUCUCCCAGACCGUCUCCCGCAGGGUGUCCAUCCGCUAAACGCAGGGCCCCAAACAACAGGACCAACACGCUUUAGAUUUUUAG
Messenger RNA from Seriola aureovittata, 3253 nucleotides. RefSeq names its product collagen, type VI, alpha 1 (gene col6a1). The record is from RefSeq and is a predicted model, not a curated record. The transcript has 35 exons. Lineage: Eukaryota; Metazoa; Chordata; Actinopteri; Carangiformes; Carangidae.